GGCACGGCCAGAGGAGCGGCCGGCAGGGAGGCAGCGCAGGGGGACACCGCGGCCAUGGGACACCCCUGCCACCAGCAGCCCCCGCAGCGCUGCCGGAGGAAGGCAGGGGACGGCGCGGCGCCGCCGGGGUCCCCGCUCCUCCUCCUCCUCCUCCUCGCCUCCUCGAUGCCUGCUUGCGAAGGGGCACCGAUGCCAUCCCAACCACUCGAGGCAGAUCAGGAUUUGCAGCUGUGGAAAGAGAUAGAUGAUGCGUGUUCUGCCUACCUGUCCAGAGAUUCCCAGCCUCAGGCGUCCAGUGCGCUGGAGGAACUUUGUUUUCUGGUCGUGGGUUUUCUCCAGAAACCACAGGGUUUAGAUGAAAAAGACAACACCAAAAGGUUCUUAUUUCAUUAUUCUAAGACUCAUGACUCAGGCAACUCAGACAUCACGUCGUCUGUCCUGCAUCCUUUGCUGCAACUCGUUCCCCAGCUUAAUGAGAGAAGAAUGAAGAGAUACAAAGUGGACGAAGAACUUCAAGGACCUGGAGGGAUUCAAAGUAGAGGCUACUUUUUCUACAGGCCACGCAACGGAAGGAGAUCAGUGGAUUUUCGCUAAGGAGGAUUUUAGAUUCCUGACCUAGAACGAAUGCUGCAGGAAUGCUGAGAACAUGGACAUACCGUUUUCCUUACAAAAAUUAUUCGUUACCAAUGUACAAUUAAAAAUGACUAGAAUGUAAAUGUUCUUAAAUUAGAUUCCGUUAGGAUUCAAAUGUUUCUUUACUUUGUUGAUUAUAU
This is a messenger RNA of Chroicocephalus ridibundus (black-headed gull), 773 nucleotides long. It is a transcript of the gene NMU, whose product is annotated as neuromedin U. Gene Ontology annotation, biological process: positive regulation of synaptic transmission; positive regulation of smooth muscle contraction; neuropeptide signaling pathway. Gene Ontology annotation, molecular function: neuromedin U receptor binding. The coding region runs from base 55 to 594 and encodes 179 amino acids. The transcript is spliced from 10 exons. The record is from RefSeq and is a predicted model, not a curated record. Lineage: Eukaryota; Metazoa; Chordata; Aves; Charadriiformes; Laridae. Gene Ontology annotation, cellular component: terminal bouton.